Camelus dromedarius (Arabian camel) is the source of this 3955-nucleotide messenger RNA. RefSeq names its product RecQ like helicase 4 (gene RECQL4). The transcript is spliced from 22 exons. Gene Ontology annotation, biological process: telomere maintenance; double-strand break repair via homologous recombination. Bases 47 to 3763 code for a protein of 1238 amino acids. Gene Ontology annotation, molecular function: four-way junction helicase activity; nucleic acid binding; ATP binding. Gene Ontology annotation, cellular component: cytoplasm; chromosome; nucleus. Lineage: Eukaryota; Metazoa; Chordata; Mammalia; Artiodactyla; Camelidae. The record is from RefSeq and is a predicted model, not a curated record.
CGCCCUCGUGGCGGGAGAUUUGCAGGGCGCGGUGUGUGGGGCGGCCAUGGAGCGGCUGCGGGACGUGCGGGAGAGGCUGCAGGCUUUGGAGCGCGCGUUUCGGCGGCAGCGCGGACGGCGGCCAGGCCAGGAGGACGUAGACGCGGCGCCGGAGGAGACCCGCGCGCUCUACCGGGAGUACGGUGCCCUGAAGGAGACCCUGGGCCAGGCCGGCGGCGUCGGGCCUCGCGAUUUGGAGCAGUCGCUUCCCGCAGCGGCCGAGGAGGUGCCGGCGCCCAGCUGCUGGGGGUCCCACUUGAAUCGGGCUGCGGCCCAGAGCCCCCGGCCUACAUGGAAGCCGAGCUCUCAGGGGUCUGUGCAGGACUAUGGGAAGAGGCUUAAGGCCAACCUAAAGUACAGUCUGCAGGCCGGGCCAGCCCUGGGCCGGAUACCCCGACUUGCCCAAAGAUCCUCCAAGGUCCCUUCCCCAGGGCCUCCAGGCACAACGACUGCCCCCACCUCUCCAGAAGAUGACGACGAGGUGCCCCCCCAGCCUCCCAAGCCCCAGCUGAGGCCAGGCCGGCUCCAGCAGCUGCGGGCAUCCCUGAGCCUGCGACUGGGCUCCCUAGACCCUGGAUGGCUACAGCGGUGCCACAGUGGAACCCCAGAUUUUCUGGGGGUUUCCAAGGCCUGCCAGCCUGUCCUGGGUGCAGAGGAGUCACAGCCUCUGACUUCAGGUGUUCCAUCUGUCCUCUACCCCAUCACCGUCCCUGAGGUACCUGUACAAGGCCCAGAGGUUCCAGCCCUACAAGCAACUGGUGUCAGUGCGUUAAAACCCCAUAGUGGUAACAGUCAAGGCAAGAAGCAGAGACGGAGUAGGGAGCUGGAGGGAUGCCAUGCACAGACCCAGCAGGACAAAGGCCAAGCGGAACCCCUGCCUGAGGGAGCUGGGGCUGCAGUGCAUGCAAAAGACUCUCCAGAGGAGCCUGUGAGGGCACAGCCCCCCAGCAACCCCACAGCCCCCAGGCCCACCGCGCGAGACAGGGGUAAUUACGUGCGACUCAACAUGAAGCAGAAACGCUAUGUGCGGGGCCCAGCCCUGCGGGGCAGGCUUCUCCGCAAGCAGACUUGGAGGCAGAAGUGGCAGAAGAAAGGGGAGUGUCUUGGGGGUGUUCAGCCCAGAGCCACAGCCAAGGACUCUUAUUUCCAGUGUGAGCAGCUCAGCCACUGGGCAUCCCACUGCCCUCAGUCAGAACCUACCCUGGCUCCUCAGGAGGGUGACACACAGACCCUGCCCACGUUGGAGGAAGUAUCCCAGAGCACUGGUGCUGCCGACUGCCGACUCUCUGCAGGCAGAGAACACACAGAGCCUGUGGGGCCUGAGCUGCUGGUGCCUCUGGGGGAGUCUGUGCCCGAGGUGCCCUGCCCCCCUCCUUCCGUGCCCCCACUCUACCCACCAGGGCCCUCGGGGAAGGUGGCAGACACACCGGCUGAGGUGUUCCAGGCCCUGGGGCAGCUGGGGCACCAGGCCUUCCGCCCUGGGCAGGAGUGUGUGGUCAUGCGGAUCCUGUCUGGCAUGUCCACGCUGCUGGUGCUGCCCACAGGCGCUGGCAAGUCCUUGUGCUACCAGCUGCCCGCGCUGCUCUACUCCCGGCGCAGUCCCUGCCUCGCACUCGUCAUCUCUCCCCUCAUGUCACUCAUGGACGACCAGGUGUCAGGCCUGCCCCCAGGCCUGAAGGCAGCCUGCAUCCACUCCGGGAUGACCAGGAGGCAGCGGGACUCUGCACUGCAGAAGGUUCGAUCGGCCCAGGUCCAAGUACUGAUGCUUUCACCAGAGGCGCUGGCUGGGGCUGGGGCCGGGGGCGCUGUCUUCCUCACUCAGCUCCCCCCAGUUGCCUUCGCUUGCAUCGACGAGGCCCACUGCCUCUCUCAGUGGUCCCACAACUUCCGGCCCUGCUACCUGCGUGUCUGCAAGGUGUUGCGGGAACGCCUCGGUGUCAGCUGUUUCCUGGGUCUCACAGCCACAGCCACACGCAGCACCGCCCAUGACGUGGCCCAGCACCUGGGUGUGCCCGAGGAGUCUGUCCUCAGGGGCCCAGUCACCAUCCCAGCCAACCUGCAUCUCUCUGUGUCCACAGACAGGGACCCAGACCAGGCUCUGGUGACACUGCUGCAGAGUGACCGUUUUCGUGCCCUGGGUUCUGUCAUCAUCUACUGCAACAGGCGAGAGGACACGGAGCGUGUUGCUGCACUGCUGCGCACCUGCCUGCGUGAGGCCUGGGCCCUGGGCCCCGGAGGCCAAGCCCUGGAGGCUGUGGCUGAAGCCUACCACGCCGGCAUGUGCAGCCGGGAACGGCGGCGGGUGCAGCGGGCCUUCAUGGAGGGCCGGCUGUGGGUGGUGGUGGCCACAGUGGCGUUCGGGAUGGGGCUGGACCGGCCGGACGUGCGGGCCGUGCUGCAUCUGGGGCUGCCCCCAAGCUUUGAGAACUAUGUGCAGGCUGUGGGCCGGGCCGGGCGUGACGGGCAGCCUGCACACUGCCACCUCUUCCUGCAGCCCCAGGGCGAGGAUCUCUGGGAGCUGCGUAGACACGUGCACGCCAACGCUGUCGACUUCCUCGCCGUGAAGAAGCUCGUGCAGUGCGUGUUUCCUCCCUGCGCCUGCACCCAGAGUCCCCCAGAGCAGGAGGGUGGUGAGAGCCAGGACAGCCACUCGGCUAGAGCUCCUGUGGCCACAUGCCCCCAGGAUGCUGACCAACCCAGUCUCAAGCAGAGAGCCCAGUGUCUGGGCCAUGAGCGGGCGCUCCCAGUGCAGCCAAUGGUGCAGGCCCUGGAUAUGCCCGAAGAGGGUGAGAAACGGGGAUGUGCGGCGGGGGGCAUCCCUAUAUCCCCAUGUCCCCUGAGCCCUGCUCUGCCCCCAGCCAUCGAGACCCUGCUCUGCUACCUAGAGCUGCACCCACAGCGCUGGCUGAAGCUACUGGCACCCACCUAUGCCCGCUGCCACCUGCGCUGCCCCGGGGGCCCCACCCAACUCCAGGCCCUGGCCCGCAGGUGUCCUCCCCUGGCUGUGUGCUUGGCCCAGCAGCCCCCCGAUAACACAGGUGGGGAGAGCAGUUCUGUGGAGUUUGACGUGGUCGAGCUGGUGGACUCAAUGGGCUGGGAACUGGCCCCCGUGCGGCAGGCUCUUAACCAGCUGCGCUGGGACCCAGAGCGCAGGACAGGUGUGCCUCAGGGCACGGGGGUGCUGGUGGAGUUCAGGGAGCUAGCCUUCCACCUGCACAGCCCCGGGGACCUGACAGCCCAGAAGAAGGAUGAGAUCUGUGACUUCCUAUACAGCCGUGUGCAGGCUCGAGAGCGAGAUGCCCUGGCCAGUCUGCGCCGCACCUUCUGGGCUUUUCACAGCGUAGCCUUCCCCAGCUGUGGGCCGUGCCUGGAACAGCCCAACGAGGACCGCAGCAGUCAGCUCAAGGCCCUGCUCAGCCGCUACUUCGAGGACGAGGGCCCAGGGGACAGGGAGGAGGAGCAGGGUCCAGAGCCAGGACAGGCCCACCAGCUCCAGGACUGGGAGGAGCAGAUCCGCCGGGACAUCCGCCACCUCCUGUCCUCCUGGCCAGAGCAGCAGUUCUCGGGCAGGGCUGUGGCCCGGGUCUUCCACGGCAUCGGGAGCCCCCGCUAUCCGGCCCAGGUUUAUGGGCGGGACCGGCGCUUCUGGAGAAAGUACCUACACCUGAGCUUCCAUGCCCUGAUGCACCUGGCCACAGAGGAGGUUCUGCUGUGGGGCCACUGACUGCUCUGUGCAGAAGGCCCUGUUCUCCCACAUCACAGACGACAUGGCCUGAGCAGGGGCUGCACAGCCAGUAUGGAGGGUGUCACAUAUGCAGUUCAUCAAGGCAAAGAUGGGGUAUCAGUGACCAACCACCCUGGGCAAAACCCACCGCCAGGAGCGUGGGGGCAAAAGGGGUACAGAAUAAAAGAUGCU